Messenger RNA from Cylindrotheca closterium, 1980 nucleotides. NCBI's taxonomy places the organism in Eukaryota, Bacillariophyta, Bacillariophyceae, Bacillariales, Bacillariaceae. The record is from the annotation of a GenBank genome assembly.
AUGUCACCUCAUGAAACAGCCGAUUCUCCAACAAAGGAAGAAGAAACUUUGGUGUUUGGGAGAACAAUCACAAGAAAAGAAGCGAGUGCAAAUGCAGGGGGAAACCUAGUGACGGAUCCAUCAACGCUUUCUACUGCUGCUGCCACUGAAGAUCCCGCGGUGGUGACAAAGACGAUAGCCUCCAUGGGCCGACCUGACAUAAUUUCUCUGGUGGAUUUGGAAGAUGAACAUGAUGAACACGACUUGGUUCCAGUGCACGAAUACUACUGCACUCCAAUCAACCCGUCGUCGAUAUCCUUUACCAGAAUGAAAUCGACGACCCCAACAACAGCAACUUCUGUAGCUUCGUCGAUAUCGUCAUCCUUCUCUUCGACUCCGAUAGGGUUGCUGAAUUCAUCCUCAUCUUCGUUGUCGUUCUAUGCCGUUGGUGGUGGUAGCGGCGAUGAACAAGAACAACAGCAUUCAUCGGAUGCGCAACAGCUGGAACAACAUCAGGCGCUUCACCUAAUACAACAAGAGUCUUCUUAUACAUAUAAUACAACGCAACAACAACAACAAGAUGAAUAUGAACUACCGCGGCGACGGAUUCCACUCUCUCACCGCACCAAGCUUCAAAACUGGGAAGUCUGUCUCAAGCCAAUUUUGAUGAAAUAUCUCCAUGACGAACAGCUUUUAUACUUUUACAAAUUAUAUCACGACCACGAUAUAAAAUCUCCACAGUUGCUGGAAUCGUUGGCGUAUUUGGCCUCGAGUCCCAGCUUUUCCGAAGAGUGUUACUGGGAUCACCUCUGUCCCUGGGCACUCUAUUGGUCCAGUAAACGCAAAGCCCGCAGUUUGAAGCUGAUUACGCUGAAAACAUUGAUGCAAUGCUUGUCGCCUCCAGUGGCGGGAUGGCAACAUUGCGAUCCUGUGAUUGAAGGGACCUUGGACUUUUUGAUUACGCCCCAAAUGGAAUGGGAGUUCAUGGACCACUCUGAAAUGAAUUUGUUGCUGGAAUUGCGAGCUGUCUGUUUGCGGUUCAGUCAACAAGAAGAGGCACACAUUGCCAAAAUGGCCCAACGAGGGGACACGGCGGCCGUCUUGAUUUCCGCCAGUGCCAAGCUGAUGGAAGAAGGCAUGAUUCAAUCCGGCCGAUUGAUUGAGGGCCAGUUGGACAAGGCAUGUGUUGUAUUGAAAACCUGGGUCAAGCCUGGGCAAUAUCCUAUUAAUGUCGAUCAGAAUCAUGCCUAUGUCGCCAGAGCCUUGUCCAGUGCGGCCAAGAGGGCAUCCAUUGAAGUCAAGGAUUCGACCGUGUGGUUGGUGCAAACUGCCCGAGAUGCCUCCUCCAAGGGAUUGGGAAUAGUGGUGGAAAAGUUGGACAACAAGGGAAAUCGCCGAUCCACCUUUCAUGAACAAUUGUCGCCCGAAUCCGCCGAGGCUCUCAAGGUGGUGGGAAAGGUUGGCAUGGCAACACUGGGCGCUACGGCCUUGGUCGGGGAAGCCAUGGUGGAACUCAGUCGAGGUUUGGUACGAAAGACGGGAUCCGUGGCUGCUGAUAUAGUCGAACACAAGUACGGUUCGGACGCUGGUCGAGUCGUAUUGGAUGCGAGUGAAACGGCGGAUAAUUUGGUCCAGGCGGCUGGGAACGUGGCGCUGUUGGAGCACAAGGUAAUGGCCAAGACCAUGGCCAAGGAUGCGGGUAAGGAGAAGAUUGAAGCGGAGAUGGCCCGGGCCAAGGAUUCGAUGCAUUUGUUGGAAAUUCAAAUGGCGGGAAUAAUUCACCAAGCCUUGGGAAAUGGUCCAGGGCCAAACAAGCUUUUGGAGGGAAUGAAAGGACGGCAUCAGCAGAAACAGCAAACUCAGUUGGUAAAAGCAGGAGGAACACCUUCUCCAGCAGCUUCGACUACAUCAACUGCACUAAAGAGAACGCCUUCUACUAUUUCGCAAGUGAAGACAUCAUCCGAGUCAUCAUCCCAGCAGGCCGUGAUGCUAAGAGUGUAA